Molecule: messenger RNA, 2200 nt
Organism: Scleropages formosus (Asian bonytongue)
Lineage: Eukaryota; Metazoa; Chordata; Actinopteri; Osteoglossiformes; Osteoglossidae
Gene: gpr135
Product: G protein-coupled receptor 135
Exons: 1
Coding region: 398-1774 (458 amino acids)
Biological process (GO): G protein-coupled receptor signaling pathway
Cellular component (GO): membrane
Molecular function (GO): G protein-coupled receptor activity
Source: RefSeq, a predicted model, not a curated record
CGCACCGCAAUCAUGUGCGCGCAUCGAUAAAUUCUGCUCGAACAUAGACGCGCGUAAUACUACUGAAGGCGGGGGGGCGCGCGGAGGGGGGCGCGCGCUCGUUGGUGCCUUGGCAACGGCUCGAGACGUCACGCUGUGAAGCAGAGGAAGCGGAGGAACCGAAACGCGAGCGCUAGGGGCGAGGAGGAGGAAGCCCGGAGAGGAGAGCCGGGAGCCGGGGGUGCGCGCUCGGCUCGCCGCCCUCGUCGCACCGAUCACUCGGUCGCCCUGCUGCUGCCGGAGCUGCGACGCCGGGGACACGACGCGUGUGCGUGUCACAGGAGGUUGUGUUCUGCGCGGCUCGUGUGUGUGUGUGCUGCGGUCGCAGGAGGGAUGAGUCCCCGUUCACUCGCCUCCGAUGGAUGCGCCUCUGAACGCUGCGCUGCUCGGCACCACCGACGGCCCCUCCGCGGACAACAACGCGUCUGCGAGCGAUGUCAUGCUGGACAUCGUGUCUCUGGCCCCGGUUCUGAAGGGCCUGUCAACCCCGGGCGCCCCGGGAAACCACACGGCUGGAGGAGAUGCGGCCGCGGCGCACGGCCUCGCCAAGACUGCGGAGCCCGCGUCCGUUCUCCACGGCAUCUCGGUGGCCGUCCAGGCUCUGGUGCUCCUGGCCAUUUUCCUGCUGUCCAGUUUGGGGAACUCGGCCGUCGUCGUGGUCAUCAUAAAACACCGGCAGCUGAGGACGGUGACGAACGCCUUCAUCAUGUCCCUGUCCCUGUCCGACUUCCUCACGGCCGUCCUUUGUCUGCCCUUUUCCUUCAUGAUGCUCUUUAGCAGAGACGGCACGUGGAUUUUCGGGGAGCCGUUCUGCGUCGCCAACGGGUUCUUCAACACCUGCUUCGGCAUCAUCUCCACCCUGACGAUGACUCUGAUCUCCUUCGACCGAUACUAUGCCAUCGUCAGACAGCCCCAGGAGAAGAUCGGGAGGAGGAAGGCCAUCCAGCUGCUGGUGGCGGUCUGGCUGACCGCUGUGUUUUUCUCCUUCCCCUGGUACCUCGUGCUGAGAACAUCCGAGGACGCGGUGCUCCACAAGCGGGGCUUUUACCACUGCAUGUACGUCUUUCACUCGGGGGACUCCAGGAUGGGCACCGCGUACAGCAUCUCCUUGAUCGUGGUGUGCUAUCUCCUCCCCUUCGCCCUCAUGUGCUUCUGCCACUACAACAUCUGCAAGACCGUGCGGCUUUCGGAAAUCCGGGUUCGGCCCGUGACCACGUACGCGCACCUGCUGCGCUUUUACAGCGAGAUGAGGACGGCCACCACCGUGCUCAUCAUGAUCGUGUUCAUCAUCUUCUGCUGGGGGCCUUACUGUCUCAUGGGGAUCAUCACCGCCUUAGGGAGCUACACCUUCAGUCCUGUCAUGGACACCGUGGCCAUUUGGAUGGCGUGGGCCAACGGGGCCAUCAACCCGCUCAUUUACGUGAUAAGGAACCCGAACAUCUCGAUGCUCUUGGGGAGAAGCAGAGAGGAGGGAUACAGGACUAGAAACAUCGCCGCCUACCUGUCGACGCAGGGCCAGAGCCGGGAGGCCCGCACGCGGGUCGACAGGAUCAGGGACCGCUACGUGAGUAGACACGGGGUGGGCAGCAGGCUGUCCUCCUCCAGCCCGGCCAACGGAGGGGACGUCGCCAUGUGGGCGUGUAAGAACCCGGCCGUGCUCUUCUGCAGGGACGGCCAGCCCGACACCGUCUCUGAACCCGUGGCUAAAACGGACACUGCCGACACCAGUCUGUAAAUUUUCUCUGGAGUGUUUUUUUUCCUCAUAGCUGCAGAGAAGGUCUGAAGGAUAUCUUCAUUUCUGGACAUUUUCUGCCAAAAUACCCCUUUCCUUAAUGCCUUGCAGACCAUCGGAGGCCCUGCGAGACAGCAGAGUGACUUUGUGGGGCCGGUAUGCAGUAGGUGGUACGCCAGUCGAGCACUGUGACAGGAAGACAUCAGCUGGACACUUAUCGUGUUCCUUGUUAUCUAGACACACUGUCAUGUCUGCUUUAUAGUAAACCUUCCAGUUUCCGAAUGCUGAAUUUUUGUUAAAAGCAAAUUUUGAUUUGGGAAUUGGGUGUGUACAGUGAGAAAGUCUGUCCAUGUAAGUUGACACACUUUCUCACGUUCUCUGCAUCCAUGAGGUGGGCGGCACAGCGAGUAGCACUGCUGUCUUACAGCG